Molecule: messenger RNA, 3485 nt
Organism: Bolinopsis microptera
Lineage: Eukaryota; Metazoa; Ctenophora; Tentaculata; Lobata; Bolinopsidae
Product: GRB10-interacting GYF protein 2-like
Exons: 23
Coding region: 27-3296 (1089 amino acids)
Cellular component (GO): cytosol
Molecular function (GO): protein binding
Source: RefSeq, a predicted model, not a curated record
GUAUUACAAGGUAAGCCAAGUCAAGUAUGACUACAGAAACCAGUUCUCAGGAUAUCAACAGUGUGACUCUCGGACCUGAUUGGUUGCGCAGCAAACCAGUGGCCGUUUUCUCCAAGAACAGGUAUGGUCAGGAAGAAAUACUCAAUCUGUGGACAGCGGCACAGUGUCCACAAUCCAUAUUGUCCAUACCCGAUCUUGCAGCACCGGAACCUGUCAAACCAGCCUGCUUAUCUGGUCAUCCGGAAGAGAGCCAGGUUACAUUCCCUUCCGAUUCCUACCACAGCCGAGGGUUGAGCAGUGACCGAGGGCGUGGCAGACCGUCCACUAGAAGUAGAGGUGGGGGAGUGGGGAGGGGCGGAACAAGGCGUGAAUUUUCAGGCGGUUCCUCCCGGUACUUCGAAACACCAAGAAGUGCAGACUCUGACAAUUGGCGGCGCAGAGAUCCCAGUCCGGACUCCCUCCCUCCCUCCCUCCCUCAGCCUGAUGGCCCUGUACCUGUCCUAGUAAACACGGCCGAACAGCCCCCAUCUUACCCCCCCUACCCUCCUAAAUCCAUCUCUCCCACACGCAUCGACAACAGAGAAACAAACAGCUGGAAAAGGACAGAAGCAUUUUCGCCUCCGCAAGCAAUCUCGCCUCCACAGGCAAUGGAACCGCCGUCUCCUGCACGAACCGCAGCACUGCAGUUCAACUCACUAGAGGAGCAGCAGCACUUCAAGCCUGUGGAGGACUCGCCCGAGACCAUGUUGAGGAGCAUCAGCCAGUCUCUGUACAAUGUGGAACCCACCUCUAACUCAAGCACUGAGGCUUUCAACUCUCACGUCCUUUUUUCAAACUUCAGCGAUUCGCAAGGUGGUGGUGGUGGUGGAAUGUUCGGGAGUGUUUCCUCUCCGUCUGUGGAAAUCCCAGGAUCUUUACCAUCGCAACUGUCAGUGGACAUCCCGGGGCCCCUGCCAUCACAACUCUCUAAUGCCUCAACGUCCGGGACAACUCCAACGUCUCCCCUCGACAUGCCUCAGCUCUUCAACCGUGACACAAUCUCGCCCCAAGUCACUUUCCCCUCCUCCUCCUCCUCACUUACCCCCACCCACCACACCACCUCCCCCAAACCCUUCUCCGGGGGGUCUCCUCCAUUUCCUUCUCUUGCGGAAAUAGGGAAAUCCAUCAACAAUCAAGUUGGAGGUGAGAUGCUAAGAGGACCAGGUUUUAUACCACCACCACAACCUCAACUUCCUCCUCAACCGCAACAGUCUCUAAUAACCAUAGUAACGCAACAGUCUACCUACCGAGCCGACGAGAUGUGGUUUUACCUUGAUCCAAAGGGUAACACUCAAGGACCGUUCGACUCGGUCAAAAUGUUUGGUUGGUUUAAAGAGGGUUACUUUGGGAUGGAUCUUAAGAUUAGACGUUCUGCUGACACACAGUUUACUAAAUUAGAGAUAAUGAUUCAGCAGUGUGGCCGCAUACCAUUCCAGCCUGAAGACAAGCAAUCGCCGCCCCCUCCGCAAACAUCUCAACUAGGACACAUCACUCAGCCCCCUGCAGCUGUACCCGCCUGGACGACCAGUGCUAGUGGCAGUAUCUGGGGGAGCACAGUUGAAACUUCCAGCAGUUAUAACGGUCUCACUAACACUUUCAACGUGGAUAGUGAGCAGGUAAGGAGAGCGGAGGAGAUUAAAAAGGAGAUAGACAGGGCGGUGAAACUGGAACAACAACGCAAACUUGUCAAAGAAGAGGAGGAGAUACAGCACUUGGCACAGCUGGAAAACGACAAAUACCUCUUAGCACAACGACAAAUUAUGGAAGCAAAACUGGCCGAAGAACAACAACAACAGGAGGAACAGAUGAGGAAGAUAAGAGAGGAUGAAAUAUUAAAGAGCAAAUUAUUCGAGGAAGAAGCUGAAAAGAUAAGACAGGAAAAAGAGAGACUGGAACUAGAGCGAAUAAGACAAGCAGAAAAGGUGAGACACGAGCUGGAGCAGGCUGAGAAAGCUAGAUACGCACUGGAACAGGAGAGGAUAAAGCUUGAGAAAGAACGACAUCUUGUGAAACUUAAGGAGGAAGAACUGCGUCGAAGAGAUGAAGAAGAAAGGCAGCGGCGGGAUGAUGAAGUCAGGGUAGCUGAAGAGAGACGAGCCGCGCAGCAGGCAGCUGCUGAAGCCAAGGCCCUCGCAAAGGCCCAGGAGGAAGCCACUGCAUCAGCCAUCAAAGAAGCUCGUCGUCAAGCUGACGCGAAGGCCAAACGUGAUGAGCAAUUACGCCGUGAAGAACAAUCGAGAAGGGAAGAACAGGCACGGCAUGCUGCCGCUGAACAAGCUGCUGCUGUAAAGAGACGAGAACAGGAAAAUGUUUGGGCAACAAAGGUGUCUAAAUCACCUCCAGCGCAGGAGAACACGAAUCCUUGGGCUAACAUGCCUAAAACGAAUGUUACCAAAUCUGCUACACGAACUCACCAACCCACCACGAAAACGUGGGGUAAACCUGAUGCUGUGUCAAUACCGCUCUCUCAAAUUCAGCAAGAUGAGGCCAAGAUGAAGAAAUCCGCCCCUAGAACGCAAGCGCAUCCUGAGCCAGUAGUAUCUAGAGCUACAACAUGGGCCACACAGAAGCAGCCCUCAAAGACCAGAUCUCUGGCGGAGAUUCAGCGCGAGGAGGAGAGAAGAACCACCCAGGAACAGAAUCUUAACUACGCCCAAAACAACGACUGGAACCCAGUAGCGGGAAUGUUAGAAGAUGAUCCCAGACCUGCUCCCAAGAAACAGACCAAACCUCCGCCGAAGAAACCGCAACAGCAACAGCAACAGCAACCUAAAGCUCCCACUAAGAAGAAGAACAACCAGGCACCAUUACUCGACAUGUUUGCCAACUCUACCCCAAAGGACGAGUUUACAAUCUGGUGUGAAUCUCAAGUGUCGGGUUUCAAGAACCAGCACAUAGACGUUCCGACGUUUAUUUCGUUUCUCCGUGAUGUUGAGUCUCCGAGGGAGGUGCGAGAAUACGUUGUCAGCUACCUGGGGGACACACUUUCAACUGACAAGUUCAUACAGGAAUUUAUAGCUAAGAGGAAGACGGCUAACAACAAAGGAGCAGCUCCUGAUACAGCUCAGGCUAACAACACAAACAACAAAGGAAAUGCAGGAGGAGCUCAACAGGCUACCCAACCACAGACCACCUCUAAACGCGGUAAACGCAAGAAGAUGCAGAAAGUAAACGCUGCUUCACUCCUUGGAAUCAACUGUACGGCAAGCAGUGACGCGCGCAACAGAGGUGACAUCGACAGCGUGGUCAUCCAAUAAUAUUUAGAUGUUACCAUGGUUACCACCUAGAUGAUGGAGCGGGAAAAUUUCCCGAAAGAGGCGGGACCCCGGGCUUCUUCUCACUUUUCUAACAUGGUCGUUUUGAUUGUUUAGAGUCGGUGUUUUGGAUCGGCAGUUGAGAUCUGUAAUUGGUUUCUGAUUAAAUGAAAUUAAAGUGUAGUUCAUUUA